UGUGUUUCGGUGACUGAUGUUUGUGUUAAUGCGUUGGCGAGGAAAGUAGAAAUAGGGUUGCCCAACCCGCCGUUGAUCAGUUCUCGGGAUGUGUUCUAGCCACCCUCAUCCUCCCCUUCUUCACUCCCGCAGACUUGCUUCACAACGCACCUAGAGUAUUCUCACUCGGAAAGUCCUGAGAUCUCGCAUUACCAGUCGGCAUGAUGCUGCUCCCUGUUGCCAGUUCCGUCCUCCUCGUCCUGUCCUUCAUCAACCCCGUGGCAGCAGAAACAAUGCAUUGUGCCAGGGGCGCCUCCAACAGCUGCGACAAUACGAAUACCACCAGCUCCUCGCCAGUCCGCUACGGCUUCCUCCUCCCGCGGGCCUUCUCCGUCCUGGACGUCUUUGGCCCCCUGGAGAUCCUGCAGGGGCUCUCACGCCAGACACACCUGGAACUCGCCCUGUUGAGCCGCACCCUGGAUCCGGCGACGACAGAGCCGGUCAGCCCCGCCAUGAACAGGUUCAACUCGUCCUUCUUUCCCACGGUCAUGCCGACUCAUACCUACGCCGACAACCCGCCGCUUGACGUGCUGGUGAUCCCCGGCGGGGCGGCCGCGCGGAAUCCCGACCUGGGCCCGGAGAUCGAGUACAUCCAGAAGGUCUUCCCGCGGCUGCAGUACCUCAUCACCAUCUGCACCGGCGCGGGGAUCGCGGCACAGGCCGGCGUGCUGGACGGGCACCGCGCGACGACGAACAAGGCCGCGUGGAAGACCAUCACGGCUAUGGGGCCCAACGUCAAGUGGGUCUCGCCCGCCCGCUGGGUCGAAGACGGCAGAGUCUGGACCUCGUCUGGGGUGACCGCCGGCAUGGACCUCGCCUUCGAGUUCAUCAGGCAAAAGUACGACAACGGCACCGCCAUCGCCGAGUUCGUCGCCGGCGGCAUCGAGCAUGUGAUGAUCACCGACUGGCGUGAUGACGAGGGCUUCGGCGCCAAGUUCAACGUCACACCGCAGAAUUAGUAGCCAAGCUUUCCCCUGCGCCGCCGUGGGCAUCGAGAUAGCCAGCUCGUGACGAUAUCUCGUUUGGCAUUUUCCAACCAUCUUCAGCCAUGAGCUAGGAAAUUGGGAUAAGCCGGUUCCAUUGGCAAUUUGUGCGAGACUCUAGCCUUCUUUAUACCAGAAUUAUAAUUACAAAGGACAGCGU
This is a messenger RNA of Chaetomium strumarium, 1182 nucleotides long. RefSeq names its product class I glutamine amidotransferase-like protein. NCBI's taxonomy places the organism in Eukaryota, Fungi, Ascomycota, Sordariomycetes, Sordariales, Chaetomiaceae. The coding region runs from base 201 to 998 and encodes 265 amino acids. Gene Ontology annotation, biological process: regulation of DNA-templated transcription. The record is from RefSeq and is a predicted model, not a curated record. The transcript is spliced from 4 exons.